AGGUCCCACCUGUUGUAAAUGAUGGAGAUGCAGCAUAGGACAUAGAGAUGAAGAGCAUCCUAGGUGUCCGUUGUCCAACACAUCAACGGUUGAAUUUCUGCACUUUUUGCGAAUUUGCAGUUGCAGUUGGGUUGUUUGGCCCAAGCAUCAAUGUUAAUCAUCAUCAAACACCCAACAAAGCACAUAUUUUCUCAAAUGAAAAUGCCGCCACCUGCGCCGAUAAUUUCUAUGUAACGCCCGUUGGGAUAUGGAAAUGGCAUACGAUUAUGCAGCUAAUGAGCACUGAUAAGCUUUACAGAUUGUAAAAUGGAGAGUAGUGGGUCCCAAAAUUGAGAACAUAUGAACUUGACAGCUUGUUUUUCUCCUUAAUCCAACCCCACUCCUCUGCAUAACCCCCAUCAAGCUCUUCUACAUCUCUCCCAUCUCUUUAAAAACUGCCAUCUCUCCACUCUCAAACAACAAAUUUACUCUCUCCCUCUCUCGAUCGUUUCCAUUUCAGCAUCUUAACUUUUUCUUUUUAUUUUACAUUCCAGUUGAAAUCAAGAAUCAACAUUAGCUAUGGCUGACGAAGUUGAGAAGACAGCCCAGGAUGGAGUGCCGCAAGCAGACGAGGUGGUUGUUGUUCCUGACAUGCCAGAAGCUGAGAAACCUCCAGCGGCUGCAGCAGUAGCGAAAAAGCCACCUCUGGUACCUGAAAGCGAUGAAGAACCAGUAAAACCAAACCAGAUUGAGGAGGCUUUAGAGACUGAGAUAUCAAAACCAAAUGGUGAUGAUCAGGAAAAUGUUCCUCAGUCGGGUUCUUUCAAGGAAGAGAGCAGCAGGAUUGCUGAUCUUUUUGAGAAUGAAAAAAAAGCUCUCGGAGAACUUAAGCAACUUGUUCAAGAAGCGCUUAACAAACAUGAGUUUGGCGAGAUAGCAAAGCCACAACAACCAGAAGCAGAUAAACAGGACGAGAAAAAAGAGGUCGUGGUGACCGAGGACGAGAAUGAACCAGCCGAAAUAGAGCCAAAGGAUGACGUGGUUACUGAUGAACCGAAACUAGAAACAGAAGAAGAAACAGAAACUGUAGCCGAAACAAAGGAUGAACCUGCGAAGGAAGAAAACAUUAAUCUGGUUGAAACGAAGCUUAUUGAAAAAAAGGCUGCUGCUACUGCUGGCUCCGACACUGUGGAAGACGAUGGUGCCAAGACCGUAGAAGCCAUUGAAGAGACUAUUGUUUCAGUCUCUUCUUCAGUUCAACCAGAGCAAUUACCAGCAGCUAAAAAGCCUGCAGAUGCAAAGGCUGAUGUGGUAUCGGAAGACGAAGGAAAAGAUGCUAAAACAGAGGACAAAGUACCCCCAGAGGAGAUAUCCAUAUGGGGCAUACCACUUCUAGCAGAUGAAAGAAGCGAUGUUAUUCUCCUCAAAUUUCUAAGAGCCAGAGAUUUCAAGGUGAAAGAUGCAUUUAUAAUGCUUAGAAACACGAUUCGUUGGAGAAAGGAGUUCGGCAUUGAUGAAUUGGUGGAACAAGAUUUGGGUGAUGAUUUGGAGAAGGUGGUAUUUAUGCAUGGUUUUGAUAAGGAAGGACAUCCAGUGUGCUAUAAUGUGUAUGGGGAAUUCCAGAACAAGGAGCUUUACCUGAAAACAUUUUCGGAUGAAGAAAAGAGGCAAAAUUUUUUGAGGUGGAGAAUCCAAUUCCUGGAAAAGAGUAUUAGAAAACUGGAUUUCAGCCCCGGUGGCAUAUGUACUAUUUUUCAGGUCAAUGACUUGAAGAAUUCCCCUGGACCUGCAAAAUGGGAGCUUAGACAAGCUACCAAACAGGCUCUUCAAUUGCUCCAGGACAACUAUCCAGAAUUUGUUGCCAGACAGGUGUUCAUCAACGUACCAUGGUGGUACCUUGCAGUCAAUAAGAUGAUAAGUCCAUUUUUGACCCAAAGAACUAAAAGCAAGUUUGUCUUUGCUGGCCCUUCAAAAUCUGCAGUGACCCUUUUCAGGUACAUCGCUGUUGAGCAAGUACCGGUAAAAUAUGGAGGACUGAGCAAAGACGGUGAAUUCACCAGCACCGAUCCCGUUACUGAGAUAACUGUUAAGCCGGCGGCGAAGAAAACAGUAGAGUUACCAGUUACUGGGGCAUGCUUUCUGACAUGGGAGGUCAGAGUUGUUGGAUGGGAUGUGAGCUAUGGUGCAGAAUUCGUACCCAGUGCCGAAGACAGCUACACAAUAAUAAUCCACAAGGCUAGGAAGGUUUCCUCUUCAGAAGAACCGGUGGUGUGCAACAAUUUCAAGAUUGGUGAGCCAGGUAAGGUUGUUCUCACCAUAGACAAUCCAACCUCCAAGAAGAAGAAGCUCUUCUAUCGCUCGAAGACCAAGCCUACAAUUGAUUAAUAGAGGAAAAAAUAAAUAAAAACACCGAGCAUUCACUUCUAAGAUCAUUAUAUUUACGUUUGAAAGGAUGCAUUGGAAUUUUGUUUUGCUCUGCUUCUAGUAAAAGACAAGUUUUUAGCAUUAAUCUUGAUUUUUGAAGUUGUUUAUUAUAAUCAAUUAUUAUUUUACAUAUAGUUAUCGGAUUUGUCUAUAUUAUACAUCAUACACUACCUUCAAGAUGUAUUCUUUUUCCUAGUAAAUUGCGAACUGUUGUUGGUUUCUUGGAUUCCCACAGAUGAAUCGAUAUGCUUGCUUUUGGGG
Durio zibethinus is the source of this 2664-nucleotide messenger RNA. Its product is annotated as patellin-3-like. The record is from RefSeq and is a predicted model, not a curated record. Gene Ontology annotation, molecular function: lipid binding. Lineage: Eukaryota; Viridiplantae; Streptophyta; Magnoliopsida; Malvales; Malvaceae.